This is a messenger RNA of Eruca vesicaria subsp. sativa (arugula), 1865 nucleotides long. NCBI's taxonomy places the organism in Eukaryota, Viridiplantae, Streptophyta, Magnoliopsida, Brassicales, Brassicaceae. The record is from the annotation of a GenBank genome assembly.
UCAUUGUUUCUCCUCCGAACUUCAAAGAAAUUAGGGUUUCUGAAUAAGGGUUUUCUUUAUCGCAUAAUCCGCAGGAGGAAUCGCUGAGAUUAUUGGGUCCAAGUGAAAGUUAUGGCAACCCUUGAAGAUUCUUUCCUCGCAGACCUUGAUGACUUAUCUGACAAUGAAGCUGAACUGGAUGAGAGUGAGGGAGAAGAUGGAAAGGAUGAACAAGAUAUUGACAUGGACAUGGCUGACCUAGAAACCCUUCACUACGAUGAUCUCGACUCCGUUUCUAAGCUCCAGAAAUCUCAGAGAUAUCUUGACAUUAUGCAGAAAGUUGAAGAGGCACUCGGAAAGGAAUCUGAUGGAGCGGAAAAAGGAACUGUACUAGAAGAUGAUCCUGAAUACAAGCUAAUCGUGGAUUGCAACCAGCUCUCAGUUGACAUUGAGAAUGAGAUUGCCAUCGUCCACAACUUUAUCCGUGACAAGUACAGACUCAAGUUUCAAGAGCUUGAAUCGCUGGUUAACCACCCUAUUGAUUAUGCCCGCGUUGUCAAAAAGAUAGGCAAUGAGACGGAUUUAACACUUGUUGAUCUUGAAGGCCUUCUUCCAUCUGCUAUUAUCAUGGUUGUUUCAGUCACUGCCUUAACCACUAAAGGGAGCCCACUGCCAGAGGAUGUCCUGCAGAAGACUCUAGAGGCUUGUGAUCGAGCUCUAGCUCUUGAUUCCGCGAGGAAGAAGGUCCUUGACUUUGUUGAGAGUAAGAUGGGAUCUAUUGCACCGAAUCUUUCCGCCAUUGUUGGGAGUGCUGUUGCAGCUAAGCUGAUGGGUACUGCUGGAGGUUUGUCAGCACUUGCUAAAAUGCCUGCCUGUAAUGUUCAACUUCUUGGCCACAAGAGGAAGAACCUGGCUGGGUUCUCUAGUGCAACGUCACAGACCCGUCUGGGUUACCUAGAGCAGACUGAGAUUUACCAAAGCACGCCUCCUGCGCUUAAGAGUCGUGCAGGUAGGAUCUUGGCUGCAAAAUCUACUUUGGCAGCAAGAGUUGAUGCUACUAGAGGAGACCCAUCGGGGACAAAUGGGAAAGCUUUUAGGGAGGAGAUCCGUAAGAAGAUUGAGAAGUGGCAAGAACCUCCUCCUGCAAGGCAGCCUAAGCCACUUCCUGUUCCUGAUUCCGAGCCUAAAAAGAGAAGAGGUGGUCGCCGUCUAAGGAAAAUGAAAGAAAGGUAUGCAGUGACAGACAUGAGGAAGCUUGCUAACAGGAUGGCUUUUGGUACACCCGAAGAGAGCUCUCUUGGUGAUGGACUAGGUGAAGGAUAUGGAAUGCUUGGCCAGGCUGGGAGCAACAGGCUGCGUAUAUCCAGUGUUCCUAGCAAGCUGAAGAUUAACCCUAAGAUCGCCAAAAAGCUGAAAGAAAGAAACUAUGCAGGUGGGGCCACUACCUCUGGAUUGACAUCGAGUCUGGCUUUUACUCCUGUGCAGGGAAUAGAGCUGUGCAAUCCUCAGCAGGCUUUAGGGUUAGGCAGUGGGACUCAAAGCACUUACUUCUCAGAGUCAGGGACCUUCUCUAAGCUCAAGAAGAUAUAACUUGCGAGAGAGACCGUUUCCUAAGUGUUGAAAGAUGAAGACACAGGUGUUCAACUGCGUUUCUCUUUUAUGCUAUUAAGGUUUCUAUAAACGAAUCAAUUUUAUGGCACCACCAGACAUGAACAACCUUCUACGACAAUUUAAGAUAUUAUCAAUAUAAGGUUGUUCGAUCUUUGGUUGCUUUGGAGCAGAAUUUUACGAUUGUGAAAUAAUUUAUCGGUUUAGAAUAGACUGGUUUGAUAUGUUUUCUGUUUUGGUUUGGUUUUAUUGAUAUCCACAUUAUACUAGGUUUCUGC